AUGGGUUCAGUGGUGCAGCCACUGUCGGUGGAGCCGCUGUCCGCUGCGUUCGCGCAGCAUGCGCAGCCGACCGUGGGGACUUUAUGCGCGCCGGGGUCGACCGGGGGGAGGCCGGCCUCGCCGUCCCACCAGGCCGUGACACCCAGGUCGGGGCGGCUGCCCACGGGGCAGCAGGCCACGACGGCUUUGGCCUCGACCCCCGCGCCGGGAUCCUCGCCACAGUCGGCCACGGCGUCCCCGCUUCAGGCCGUUGGUGCGGCCGCUCCGUCGGUGCAGCAGGGCGUCGCGGAAUCUUCUUCGCCGGGGCAGCCUGCCUCGGAGGGCGGCACGCAGGAGGGCCGAAUGGUCACGCAGGCCGUGCCUUCUCCGCCUCUACCAGGUCCGAGUGGCGAGGCGGUGGAGGAGCAGCAGACUCCGGGGACCGAGCCGCCUAUGGCGGUUAAGUCUUCCGAGCCAGCGACUCCGACGGCUUCCGCGCCUACGACGGACAUGGCGGGGAUGAUACAGGGGGCUUCUUCACCCACUAGCCCUGUAUCGUCGGCUUCUUCUUCACCAGCUGGUUCUCCGCCUCGCUCGCCCACUUCUUCGCCAGCCUCCUUGCAGCAACCUUCACCCACGGUUCCUCCUCCGGUCGUUCAGCCGACGGUGAGGAGGAGUGGGAGGUUUGCUCUUUCGGAGGAUGGGGCGGGGGCGACGGACGAGGACGUCAUGCAGCGAGCCAUGCGACGCAAGGCGGAGAUGAACCUUGACACGAUACUCGUAUUUCUUCUAAUUUGA
Lolium perenne is the source of this 777-nucleotide messenger RNA. NCBI's taxonomy places the organism in Eukaryota, Viridiplantae, Streptophyta, Magnoliopsida, Poales, Poaceae. The record is from RefSeq and is a predicted model, not a curated record.